Molecule: messenger RNA, 943 nt
Organism: Cladocopium goreaui
Lineage: Eukaryota; Dinophyceae; Suessiales; Symbiodiniaceae
Source: the annotation of a GenBank genome assembly
AGGUCUGUGGGAGAUGAGAUCGGAAGCUUUGAGACGGACGGCGAGGCCAUCACCAUUGGCAGCUUCAAGGCUGAGGAGGGCCCUGCCUACUUGUCGGGCGCGCGUGAAGGCUGGCAGCUGAAUCUGGUGGAAACCUUCAAGUCGCGCGACAAUCUCCGUGCCCUGGGACAGUUGACGCGGCAAGGUGUGCUGGAAUCGCCAGCGGCGUUGCUGACACUGGAGGGCGUGAAGUUGAUGUUCGAACCGCGGGACGCUUCCAACACCUGCUAUUCCACCUGCUACUGCGACAUGUUCGACGCCGUGACGUGCCCCACGAAUUGCAUUGAGCUGCGCUGGGUCACCGACGGCGAUGGGCGCCACAGCCCCGACAGCCGCUGGGGGGUCUUCGCCCUGGUGACGCCCGAUUCCAAGAGCACGCCGGACGAGUCGGUCAUCGAAAGUCUGGCCGACAAGUGGCUGUCCGCCACACAGAUGGCGCGAGGUCCCGAGGGCGCUAUCUCGGUGGAACCCGAAGAUUGGGAUGAGUCACGAUUGAGGGCGCUGUGUGCCCGUCAUGGCUGGCAAUUUGAGUGGAUGACCGAGGAAGGCGAGAAGCGGCGCCGCAUUGAGGGCGCCAACGACGCACGGCGCGCUGCCGAGAGGGCUGCGAAGAAGGUGCAAGGGCCUAGCUCAGCUGGUGGCGCAGCCUGGUGGCGUUUGGAUUCCGUGGUCAAGGCCUUUGCCUUCGGCAACAACACGCAGAAGCCCAAGAUUCAGCCGCCUCCGAAGCCAAAGCACAUGAUGAGUGACAAAGUCACCCAAGAGGGAGCUGAUCCCUCAGUCGCACGAGUGAAACCACAGGAUGUGAAACUGCAGUCCAAGCUGCGGUGAUGGCGGUGCCACGGCAACAAAAUCCUUGGCAUCGAGGAUGAUCCAUAUCGGAUUUAACAUGAUUUACCCUCUG